Messenger RNA from Alternaria ethzedia, 1368 nucleotides. RefSeq lists its product as uncharacterized. The record is from RefSeq and is a predicted model, not a curated record. Bases 1 to 1368 code for a protein of 455 amino acids. The transcript has 2 exons. Lineage: Eukaryota; Fungi; Ascomycota; Dothideomycetes; Pleosporales; Pleosporaceae.
AUGGUCAUACCCCCUGAGAUGUCUUCAAAGACUCUCCUCCCAGAUUUCGCAGUGGCGGUCAGCCAAAUGGCUGUUCAAGCUGCAGCCACAGCCUACCCGACCGACUACAUCGUCGAGCACAUCCUCAAGCUCAGUAACUACCUCAUCAACCUUGCGGGAACCUGCAACCUCUUUGGCAAGCCCGAACUCGACAUCUACAGCCCCAGUCUCAGCACUCUGUUCGACCGUCUGCAGAAGAAGCAGGUCGGCCCAAGCCUGUUGCCUCACGGCUUUCUCACUGCCGAGCGCAUUCACGGACGCAUCUACGGGCGUGCGGACGAAGAGGCCACCGACCGCCCUCUCGCCGACUACGAGGACAUAUACUAUGCGCUCGUCGCACGCAUGCAGGAGAUGCAUCAGUUGUUGAACCUCCGCAUCGACAGUGGCUUCAACGUUGCGUCUGAGGACAUCUCUGAAGGCGGCCCCAGCAUCGCCGAGCUUCACAACAGUCUGUCUGAGUACUGGAACGUCCUAAACAACCCAUCAUGCGGCAAAGCGCUCGACGAUGCGAUCCGCGAAGCAAGGCUCGAGUCGCUCCGGCACGAAUUAGUUCACCAAGUCAGGGAAAAGAACAUGAAAGCAGAGGAGGCGCAUGAGCAGUUGUCGCAGCUCUACAGCUCUGAUGUCUACAACGGAAUCCUCGGGCUGAACUUUGUCCAGGACUGGGCGCCGCCCAUGAUCGGUGCUUACUUGGAGUCGAAGUACCGCCGCAUGCUCGACUUGGAGAAAGAAGAAGCUGUCGUCAAGGCCAGGCUGUCGCGCCGCCAAGCCAAGAUGAAGACGCUGCGCGAGGCCCUCGCCGCCAAGUCCGCUGAAGAGAAGCUCAUUGCCCGACGUCAUGCCCGCAACAACGCACGCAGGGCUGCUCCCAUAUGCGACGUCGACUACGAAGUCAGCCGCCCCACCAAAGCCACACCCGUCGGAUCCGAAGACGCCACCAAGCCCACCGGCGCCGAGCCCAACACCAACAACAUGUACCACUUCACAGGCAAAGCAUCGAUGCAGCACUCCCCCGAACACCAAGCCCAGAUCCACCCCGGUCACCACUACGAAGAGCACACGGCCGCCUACUACAACCAACCCAUUGAGGAUAUCAUUGCUCACCAGGAGAUGCUCAAGGCAGCUGCUCAGUGGCAGAUCAAGGAACAGCGCGUGUCAGAGUACAGCGAGUACCUCCGCGCUCGCGCUAGCCAGGGUUCUCAGCACAGGGUUGAGGCUAGUCAGAGCUCCGUGUCGUCGGGCAGUUCUUUCGGUCCUCCUCCUCCUGGUUAUGUUCGCGGCCCUUUUCAUCACCCGGAUAUGGAUUACAGUCAGUAUGAGAAGUUUUGA